Messenger RNA from Marmota monax (woodchuck), 1841 nucleotides. It is a transcript of the gene Minar2, whose product is annotated as membrane integral NOTCH2 associated receptor 2. The transcript is spliced from 3 exons. The record is from RefSeq and is a predicted model, not a curated record. The coding region runs from base 61 to 645 and encodes 194 amino acids. NCBI's taxonomy places the organism in Eukaryota, Metazoa, Chordata, Mammalia, Rodentia, Sciuridae.
CUCAUUAAUAAUGGAGGAGUCUGACCGGAGCAGUUUUGCCUGCCUUUGUUUCCACUGUAGAUGAAGGGAGACAUGGAUCUUUCUGUUUUGCCCAAUAACAACCAUCCUGACAAAUUCCUGCAGCUUGACGUGAAGUCUUUAAUGAGGAGCCCAGCCCUUCUGCAGGCUAGCCUCGCGAGAUUUCCGGGUGGGCAUUAUCCUGCUGCACAACACUGGCAAAACCUUGUCUACUCACAGAGAGAAAAGAAGAAUAUUGCUGCUCAGCGAACUAAGAGAUCCAGCAGGGAGGGCUCUGUCACUCCUGAUAGCCCUCCACCAUCCAUGUCCUCAGUCAUGAAGAAUAAUCCACUCUAUGGGGACUUAAGUAUGGAGGAAGCUAUGGAAGAAAGAAAAAAGAACCCUUCGUGGACCAUUGAGGAAUAUGAUAAACGUUCUCUGCACACAAACCUCUCGGGACAUCUGAAGGAAAAUCCCAAUGACCUACGAUUUUGGUUGGGAGAUAUGUACACACCGGGUUUUGACACCUUAUUGAAAAAAAAGAAGAAGCGUGAAAAGCGAUCAAAAUUAUGUCGCAUGGGUCUAAUUUUACUCCUUGUUACUUCCAUCUUGGUUACCAUAGUGACUAUCAGCUCUCUUUUCACCUAAAGACAUUGCCACAGAGUCCCUUUGAAUGUCUUAAAAAGCUUUCUAAACAUUUGCAGGAAAACAUGUUCAUGCCGUAUGAAUGUAUUGUUGACUGUGCAAUUCAGUGUAAUCGUCCUGUAGAAUGUGAACAUUGUUUGUGACAUGCUGGCUUCUCUGCUUUCUUCUGUGAAACCUGUGUACAAAUUCCAGCCUGUGCUUUGUCCUUAGGGAAGCAGGGAUUCUGAGGCUCAGAUCACAGAAAAGUCACUGUAGUGCAACCAAAAUUAAUCACUUCAAGAAAGAGUAAAAGAGCAUGGGUUGUCAGCAGGUUUGUCUCAAUACUCGAGUCAUUUUCAUCUUGUUUUUUAAAAUACGAGUCACCCCUCUCCACCCCAUUCUCAUGUAGGCACAAAGGAAGUAUGAGCCAAUCGGUUUUUAAAACAAGGUGGAAGGAGUGGGGGAGAUUUUGUUCAAACCUAUUCUUGUUUUCCCAGUAAUCAUUUAUAAUGACCCUAUUUCAUGUUACCAUUUUAGCAAGACUAAACUUGGACAGGCCAUAGUUAUUUAGUUAAUUACAUUUAGAUCUAAUUGUGUUUAUUACUAGAUCCAAAUGGGCUAGUGUGACCCCUGGUGGCAGUCAGUGAGUGUAUGUUUCCAGCCAUGGCCUAGGUUAUAGGGGCCCUAGAAAAGCAGGAGAACUGCCAAAAGAAGAGGCUUUGAAUCCUAACUGUGCCGUUUACUAACUGUUGAGCCUUGAGAAAGAUAUUCUCUGGGAUAAUGGGUAACACCAUCUCCAUAACAGAGCUGCCCUAAAGACUAAAUAAGAAAUGCAAGUAAGGAGGACUCCUGGCUCCUAGUACCUAGUUGCUUAGUUAGAGGUAUGGUCAUUACUGAUUUGUGCUAGCUAAGUGGCAGCCCCAGUUCACCUUCCAUUGCCUGCAGAUACUUGGAGACAGGUUCAGGAAUCAACUACUUGAGUCACCUUGCUCCCUUCAUCCUGCAACACCCUUCCCUAAGUCCCUCAUCCUACUCCUUUCUCGAAACAACCCACCCUAAUGCUUUCUUGUGUAUGAAACAAAAGAAGGAAUUUUUCCCUUCCAAUUAAAUAAAGCUGGCUUUUGUCCUUUGAUAUUGCCAUAUUAUUUUGUUGUAUUUCCUUUAAAGGUAAUUAAAAUAAAGUCCAUUAAAGUGCAGAUUUCCUGGACAAUAAAAUCAUU